Molecule: messenger RNA, 7679 nt
Organism: Thamnophis sirtalis
Lineage: Eukaryota; Metazoa; Chordata; Lepidosauria; Squamata; Natricidae
Source: RefSeq, a predicted model, not a curated record
CCACUGCCUCCUCCUGCGUACACACAGUAACAUACCCGAAAUAAGAGAUGGCAGUAAUGGAAAUAGCUUGUCAGGACCAUACAGAUCCAGCUACUGGAUCUCCAAAGGAUCUCCUAAUGGGCAAAGGGCCAGAAGAAGUAGUGAGUGAAAAGAAAAGCAGCGUUUGCAAAGUAGAGGAGCCAGAUGAGAAGAUAUUCCAUGAAUCAUGGAAGAUCCUGAACGAUGUGAUUGCUAAAGGAACUGCCAAGGAAGACAGCGGACAAGGGAGCUUAACCUCAAUCUCCAUCAUUGCCCAGGCAGAAUGUGAGAUAAGCCAGGAGUUCAGUCCCACUUAUUCAGAGAGGCCUUUUAUUGCUCACACAAAACAAUAUAGCCGGUCUUGCAGCCUUGAUCAAAUCCCCAAUAAUGUGGCUCAUGCAACUGAAGGAAAAAUGGCUCCAUGUUCCUGGAAGGCCUUACAUCGCGGCAAAUCCCGGAAGAAACAACGAAAGAGAAAAUCCUCCCUUAAAACAGCAAAAAAAGCAACCUCCCUAAUUCAAAAGCCAAGGACUCCGGAGCAGGAGAGCUGUGUACCCAUACCUGUGCAGGAAGAUGACUCUCAUUUGGGCACCCUCUUCAAUAUCACUUCAUGGCAUUCAGAACUAUGUAAGGAUUUUGGUUCUGAUUUCAGUUCCUUUGAGAAACCAAGCCAAGUUUUAUCUACUAGCAAGUUGCACAUGAUAAAGAACCAAGCAAAACUAGAGUUACACAAGUUGAUCAGCCCUGCUCAGUGCUUGAGUCAUGUUUGGAAAUCCUAUACACAGGACAAUUUGGGCUCUCAAUUGGAGAUUGUGCAUCCCUCCCAUUCAAACAAAUUUGCUCCUUAUUUGUAUAACCAUAGCUAUUUGCUUCCUGCUUUGAAACCUGGCCCCCUGAAGACUUAUCUUUUUGAUGAUCUUUCAAAUGUAGAUGAUGAACGUUACCUUUCAGACUUAAAUCUGGCGCAUAGCUUUUCCAAAUGUCACCAGUCUGCAAAAAACACUUCAGAUACUUUUUCUAUGGAUGAUUUUCUAGUAGAUGCAUUGAAGGGAAAUGUUAUUCUUGGAGAACCAAGAAACCUAGCUUGCUUGGCCAAGACUUGGAAAAAUGGAUCAAGUUCAAAAGUGUGCCUACAGGAAAUCAAUGAAAAUGAAGGAGUGUUGCUUACAGAGAAACUCAAAGCAGUCGAUUAUGAGUACCGAGAAGAGGUUCACUGGACUAAAUCUCAAGGUUUGCUCGGCACAGGCUCUUUUGGAGAAGUGUACAAAAUGGAGGACAAACAGACCGGCUUUCAGUGCGCAGCCAAAAAGGUACAAGUUGAACACUUUCGUGCAGAAGAGUUGUCAACAUGUGCUGGAGUAACACAUGCCAAAGUCCUUCCAUUAUAUGGAGCAGUGAAAGAAGGCCAGUGGGUUACCAUCUUCAUGAAACUGAUGGAAGGUGGGUCACUAGGCCAGCUAGUUAAGAAAUGUGGAUACCUCCCUGAGGACAGAGCUCUUGAUUAUCUCAGCCAAACACUGGAGGCCUUGGAAUACCUCCACUCCCAUAAUAUUCUCCACGGAGAUGUAAAAGCUGACAAUGUCCUUUUAUCUGGUGACAAAAGCCAUGCUGUUCUCUGUGACUUUGGUCAUGCAGCUCAACUUCAUCCAGAUGGCAUAAGGAACUAUCUAAUCACAGGGGAUUAUGUCCCAGGCACUGAGACCCACUUGGCUCCUGAAAUCAUAAUGGGGAAGCACUGUGAUUUCAAGAUAGAUAUCUGGAGUAGUUGCUGUAUGAUGCUGCACCUACUGAAUGGGUAUCAUCCUUGGAUCAAGUACUAUAAUCAUCCUCUGUGCCUCAAAAUAGCCAAAGAACUACCCCCUCUCAGAGAAAUUCCUCCCUCCUGUCACCCAUCCACUGUUAGGGUCAUUAUCUCUGGCCUUGAGAAAGAUCCUACAAAACGAGCUUCUGCAGCAGAGCUAAAGAAGAAAACCUGCAUAGCACUUAAGCAAGUGGGAGGACUGAAGAGUUCUUGGAGUGCUGAAUACAGAGAACCUAGAUGCCUGCAGUCAACACAGAAAGCUAUUCUCACAGAACUAUUGUUAUCCAUACCUGAACUCCCGGAUAGCCAAAAGGUGUUGUCUAGAAGCCCUAGACCUCCACUACCAUGUCAGGAUCUGACUGAGAGAAAGCAGUUAACUCACCCAGACAUGUGCAAGGAAUUACUGCCACCAUGUGACUCCCUUCUACCCUCCUUCCUGGUACCAGCCAGUAUUAGGAAAUACAACAUGACAGAAUGGAGGACUCCCAGCAUUGACCACGACCUUCAGCAGCUGGAGUUUGAUCUGAUUCUGAACAGCCUCUCUCAACCCUUUUCACUGGAAGAACAGGAACAAAUGUUGACCUGCUUCAGCUUGGAUAGCUUCCUCUCAUCAGAUGCUAGUGAAAAGGGUUCAUUGAAAAUGUCCCACAGUCUGAAGGACACCAUGAGUUCAGGUGUACAUUCCUGGAACAGUCAAGCAGAUGGCCAGAGCAACAGCUGGAACAGCUGGCUGAAUCGCAGCAGGAAUACAGAUAUGCCCACUUAUGUUAAUGGGGUGAAAAUUGAGAUCUGCUUGCUUAGUGGGGAAAGCCUCCAUAUCAGAGAAUUCCAUGGAACUAAGGUGGGAGAUGUUGCCACUGGAAUCAGCAGCCAGAUACCAGCCCCUGCAUUCAGCUUCUUCUCAAAAGAAGGCGAUCCUGUUCAUUGUGAUAUGACUGUCCCUGAUUCAGGCAUUGAACUUCAGUGCACUUUGGCUCCUGAUUGUAGUUCUGGCUGGAAGUGGAGGGUCAAACAUGGUCAGUUAGAAAAGCGGCUGUAAGGUCUUUUUCCUCCUCACUUCUUAUAUUGAAGCAAAUCUGACUCUGCAGAAAAGUCAAUGUAGGAAUUCAUUGGUGACAGCUGGCUGCCAAAGUAGAUUAUAGGUUCCUUGUCUGCUUCUUUGCCACAUCCAGUGCCUACAGAUGGUGGUGUGGGAUGAACGUCUAUGCAGAAUUGAAUGAUUGGACUGCAUUUAACAAAAUCAACCUCAGAAGCUUGGAAACAUAGGUUGCUGUAGUUUAGGCAGAUAAAUCUUCCUUAAUCUCACUACUAUCCCAAUAGUGCUUGCGGGGGGGUGUCAUCUUUUAACCUGCCUUUUUUCAGUUUGAGCAUUGAAUAUUGCUUUUGAAUUCUUUGGAGGAAUAUAUGACCUCCAAUAUAACAGGCAGUGUGUAAUGAGUGCAUAACCAAUAUCUCUGCAGAAGCAGUAACUUCAUCAUUCAUAUAGAAACUCUUUUACUAUAUGUUAUUUCAUUUUCUCCCUGCACAAUUUACAGCAGGCAUGUUCAAUAUAUAAAAGGAAGUUUGUUAUUUAGAUACAUUAACUAUACUAUAUAUUUUACUUGCGGUCCAAGACAAUUCUUUUCCAUUCUGUGUGGCCCAGGAAAGCAAAAAGUUUGCACACACCUGUUUUACAGAAUUAAAAUUAAAUUCUUAUCAGGGAAACUUUUAACUACAAUAUAAUACAAAUAGCUUUUUAAUAUUAAAUAAAUCAUACUUUUCAGGAGAGCAUUAAUUUUUAUUUUUUUGUAAUUCUAAAUCAGAGAGAACCACAUCAAUCUAUUACUGUUUAUGAUAUAGAAGAAGCCCUUUUGAAUGCACCAAGACUUCAUUGCUCAGUAGAUUCCACCUAUGUCAAAGAUAAUUUGAAGCAAAAAUCUAAACUUGAGAUAGUUUAGGCAAAUCCUUAUAGUCUUAUUUUUAGUUGACCAUAUUGAUUUUAUUAAUUUUGAUAGGUUUGUGUGAAGAACUCUGGUCGUGUAAAUGAAUAUCAUUGGACUAGGGUGUAAAAGGAAUAAAAUAUAUGGUAUAUAGCAGGGGUGUCAAACUCAAGGCCCACGUACCGGAUCUGGCCCACGGGGUGUUUAGAUCUUGCCCACAGCAAAGGAACAGCCCACAGUGCCUCUGCAGACAAAAACUGAGCUUAGGAGGGCUGUGUGUGGCCCUCCCAAGCUCUGUUUUCGCUAGCAGAGGGUUGCAAAAGGCUGUUGCAGACGAAAACGGAACUCAGGAGCCAAUUUUUGCAGACAGAAUGUUCGGGCCUCCACAGGCGCCCCCAAUACGAGUGAUGUUGAGCUGAUCAUGCCCUCCCCAGCCCCCUGAUGUUAAACACAACCCUGAUGUGGCCCUCAAUGAAAUCGAGUUUGAGAUCCCUGGUAUAUCCUUGACACCCCUGGUAUAUCCUUUCACAAAACCUCAUUCACAAAACCUCAUCUGGCAUGUUUGGAGCUACAUCUGGAAUGUGUUCACUCAUAAUUGUUUUUGGUUAAACUUUGAAAUGAUAUAAAAAAGAUAAAUCCAAUUGACAAAAUUGGAAGGGAGGGGGAGGAUUUUAAAACGUGUCUGAUUGUAUUCCUUUCUCUCAAAAAAAAAGUAACAUUUGUAUUUGAGGGCAAUAGACCAGCCUGAAUUUAGUUGCCUAAAUUCCAACUAAAUUUUCAAGGUUUUCUACUUCCUCUCCCAAAUAUGCCUACUUCUGUACCAAGGUAACCAGCCAUUCUGGAGGGCAACAUCUUUCAAUCCAUCUUUUCAAAUGUAAUUCUUAGGCAGCUGGAGUGAAUGUGUAAAUUACAAAAAAAUGGCCAUAGAGCAACUCUAAACUCUAUAAUAUUUUUCCUUUUAAAAGUUUCAUUUCACAUCAGAGUUAAAUGUCUUCAUUUCUAACUUGACUUCACUAUUGGAUAAUAAAAUUUGUCUGUUGCUGCUUCUAAAUCUACUGCAAUUCUAAGCAAGUAGAUUAUUUUCUAGAAGCUUGAAGUUGUGCCUUAAUAAUCGAUUUUUUCUUAAUUGGCAAGAGGCUUUUAUAGUCUGAUCUAUUAGAAGUUGUACUGCUGCAUUUGAAAUCUUGCUUGAAUAUCCUGCUAAUUUGAUCAUAGUUGUGCUCUAAGAGGCAAUAUCUUUCCAGGUGGUACAACAGAAUGCUGAAAUAGGCCACUAUGUGUUUAUGAUUGUAUGUAAUUUCAAUUGUCUGAAGUUCAUAUUGUGGUCCCUAUUUAAUUAUGCACAAAAUUAAAUGCUAUUCAGAAUUGGAAUCAUUGCUCUUGCAAUUCAGUAACCUAAUGAACUUGUGGAGUUUCAUGAUUUACAAAAUUGCCACAAAUAUUGGGAGACUCUGGUUAAAAUAUCUCCUCAGGAUCGUGUUUGUUGGAAAGAGCAAACAGCCUCUUAUUUUGUUAUUGAAAACUAAAAUGUAUAAGUACUGUUGUUUGGGACUGCAAUCUGUAAAAUCAUUCUGUAUUGUACUCUCUUAGUAGCUGGUACAGUUCAUGUACAAGAAAGAGGGUUUUUUUAAAAAAAUGCAACACUGUAUUAUAAAGAAUAAGAAUGAGCAUAAGAAACAUAUUUGACAUUAGUUCAUUGCGGGCAGCAGCAUUGUGGGUGCAAGCAGCAGGAAAGAAUUGAGGUGCUGCUCUUGGGAACUUCCAAGGCAUCCUGCUCCAUUUUUCCUUCAGGGACCUGGGUGCUUUUAUCCAAUCUGAACCAGCUGAUUUGGAGAAAUGCCGUGGAAUCAUCAGUUAACAAAUCUGACUUUCUUUUCGGUUUGGCUGCAGGAGGCUCAAAUAAAGCAUUUUCUUAGGGUCACCUGGGUAGGUUUCUUGACAAUAUAUUUGUCUUGGCAAUGAUGUUGGAGCAUUUUUUGUGACAGAGCCAGAUUCUGAACCAGGGCCUCCUUCAGAGCAAGGGCUUGGUUGAGUUCUCUAAGCUCCUUUGACAGCUGAGCUAGCUGGAGGGCAUGCUGAGCAGUGUAGUUGUCUGAAAACAGAAGAGCCUCCAGUUUUACUGCAGACCUUGAACUGAUUUUCUCCAGCAUCUCUGGCUGCUCCAUUUUUCUCCAGAAGUGAGUGGUCUUUUCCCAUCAGAGAGAGAUUUUCCACAGGCUCACCCCCAAAGCCUCCAGGCACGGCUCCAAAAGGAUCCUGAAAGGGAAACCACGGCGGAUCUGUCCCUCACUCGCUUGGCAUUAGGAAAGAGUUUAAUUGUUCUAAUAUAUCUAGAUAGAUGAGUAAACUCUAUUUUUCGCUGUCAUACCUAGUUUCAAGUUGGAAUUCAAGGAAUGAUUUUUAAAAAUUAUAGAGGAGAAAUUGGCUGCAGAGCCAAUCACAGCUGUCAAUCUAUUCCUAACUGUAGAUAAUAUUUUUUAAAAAUAAAUAAAUUGCCCUCUAUAGAUAGUACAACUUGAGCUUAUCCAUUCUGUUUGUGGAAAUGGCUCCUAGUUACCAAUGAAAUUCUCCUAAGUGUUCCUAAAAACAUCAUUUGUGGAAAUCUUGACUUUUUCAAGCACUUUUCUUAAUUUGCAAGAAUGGCUGAUUUAUCCAAUCAAAAGAAAAAAAAUGUAGCAGUAUGAUGUAUCUAAAUGCAAUAGGGGAGUAAACUACUCUCACAGAAAAAUCUGAAAGUUUAUCGUGAUAUCUAAAGUAUUUGUGGCUGUAAUCCAACUGUCAGUUCUUAAAACUUCAAUCUACUUACAGCAUAUUGAUUCCUGCGAAUGAAGUAGCAGACCCUAAAUCAAGAAAUGGGGAUCUAAUAUACAGAAAAGCACAAUAUUUUUUCUUCUUCAUUAAUUUACUUCAUGUAUAUUUUCUCUAUUUGUUUUGUUUUUUGGUAUAAGGAAGUUUUUUGUCAGAUUUGCAUUGUGAUGACUUAAUGAUAGCGUGCUCAUAGAUCAUAUUAUGUCUCUGCAUGUGUAUGUUUUUUUUUACUGUGAUAUAUAAAUCAACUCUGUAGCAUCAAGUCAAGCCACAAUGGCAUAUUGAACAAAUGGUGAAAAUCAUUUGGCCAUAGUGUUUAGGAGCACUAUAUGAACCAAACCAUUUUUUUUUAACUCUAGAGAAUUUAUGCUAAAAUAUUAACUUUCUGUGUGAGCUUUCUGUGUGGAGAAUUUAUUAACUUCCUUGCUUCCAGUGUUUAAACUGUUAAAUAACUAAUUUGCUUGCAAAAAUAAGCUUAGAAGUUUGUCUAUUUUUUCAAUGUUAAAAUUAUCUUGGUUUUGAAAAAGCCGAGAGAUGGAACGCUAGAAAGCCUCAGUCUUACAGCCUGUUAUCUUAAAUACUUUUUCCUCUAGUUCAGCUUCAGAAAUGCCAAAAAGCUUUUUAAAAUGAACAGAAUGAAAGAAUUAUUUGAAACAGCUCUUUAAAUUGGAGUUGCUUUUGCCAAAACCAGGGUAGUAACCAGAGUGGCCUAAAGAUCCUUCCAAACUGUGUUCUUAAUACUUCAAUUAAAAGUGUUCAUUUUGUUGUUUUCAAUUUAAAAAAUAUUUUUAAUGGAAGGGGAAAGUAAGAACAUAGAAAUAUAUUUUAAAUGAAAAUCACUGAUUACAUUCAUAUGGCGCACUGAACCAAAAACUUGCCAGUGAUAUUUAGUCUGGUGUGUUCUGAAGACUUGUGCUGUGUUUAGUUUAUGGUUCAGUGUGAUUUUUCAAUCCAGAAAAGUAAAUUUUAUUAAUUAUGGAUCAUUUUAUACAAGCACAAUAUAUAUUGUCUGUGAUUCUGUGAAAAUUAAGAAUGUCUGAUGUUAUUUUUAACUCAAUGAAGUUGUAACCCUAAUGAAAGCUAAAUGUACCUUUUUUCAAUCAAGGAAAUUAAAUCACUGUGCCUUUAGCUCA